Molecule: messenger RNA, 1667 nt
Organism: Parathielavia appendiculata
Lineage: Eukaryota; Fungi; Ascomycota; Sordariomycetes; Sordariales; Chaetomiaceae
Product: kinase-like protein
Exons: 2
Coding region: 148-1425 (425 amino acids)
Biological process (GO): protein phosphorylation
Molecular function (GO): protein kinase activity; ATP binding
Source: RefSeq, a predicted model, not a curated record
CGUUUCCCACAUGCAUUCAGCCGUUAUCCGAUCAUCCCAUACAUCCAUCCACCAAUCCAUCAACUCACCCAGCGGUUCGUUAUUUUCUUGUUCAUUCUUUAUUUGCGCUGGCAGAUUUUGGCAGUUCCAUUCCUGAACGUUGCCGCCAUGCCGGAAAUGGGCCCAUCGCGCGUCAAACUGUAUCACCACACCGGGUUCAUGGUGCGGGAACACGUCGAAGAUGUAGAGCGCUACAUGCCCGGCGGCUAUCACCCCGUUGACAUUAGCGACACGAUCACAAACCACCAGGAUGACUAUACCGUCCUUCACAAGCUUGGCUAUGGCGGGUUCUCCACUGUCUGGCUGGUCAAGCGACAGCGCAAGCAGCUUGACUCCGCCGGACAACCACAAAUCUCGUUCCACGCCCUUAAGAUUCUUCGCGCCGACCUCAGUGACGAGCGUGCCAAUCAUGAGUUGCAGUUCCUCCAACGGCUUGGCCAAGUGGGAAGGUCCAGUCAUCCAAACAUCGUCAUGCUCGAGGAUUCCUUCACCGUCUCCGGGCCUAACGGGCAGCACCGCUGCCUUGUAUUCCCUCUCCUCGCAUUCAGCCUUCAUUCGGACAAAUCAUGGACCUUGACUCCUUCGCAACGACACUCCACGUGCCAGCAGCUUGCAAGCGCCGUCGCCUUCCUGCACUCACACAAUGUCUGUCAUGGCGAUCUCACACCGUCAAAUAUAGCAUUCAAGGUUCCAGAUGUACAGUCCAUGACUGAAAACCGUCUUCUAGAGUUUCUAGGCCCUAUCAAAGAGGAGGCGCUUCGACUCCGCAAAGGCCCUAUAUCCCACUCUAAACACGCCCCGAAGAAGAUAGUUGCCUCUGCAUCGUUUUCCGGUCUCGAUUCUUCUUCGCUGGCGACCGUCCAAAUCAUCGACUUCGGCUGCGCCUUUCUAAGCGACAGCCCGCCGCCGACCUUGGGGUGUCCGGUUGAGUUCUUCCCUCCAGAACUCCUUUUCGGCUGUCCGGCUUCAACCAAAUCCGAUGUCUGGCAGCUUGCAGCUCUUGUGUACUAUACGUCCACCAGCCAGUACAUGUUUCAAGUCGGUUUCCAGAUUCUCACGCACCUGGUUGCCUUUAUCGUCCGGCACCAUGGCCCUGUUCCCGCUCAUUGGAAGGGCAAGUUCGAGUGGAGCAAAUAUGGCCUGGCACAACCCGGACAACCCGUGGAUCCGUCGCCCGAACCAGACUGGUGGUGGUCCGAGGACAGACGACCGACACCAUCGUUGGAGGACCGGUUCGCCAAACGGGCCUCGUACCUCUCCGCGGCCCAGCGGGAUGAGCUCGCGCGUCUGCUCCGUGACAUGGUUGCUUGGGAGCCUAGUCGCCGCAUCUCGGCUGGGGAAGCGGACCGGCGUCUCAAGGCUCCGGUAUUUUCCUCGCUUGGGUGAAGAACUAUCAUGGAAUAAGUAGGUAGCUUGGUGAAUGUCGGGACGAUAGGCGUCAUCUGGGUGGCGAGCCAGACUACACAUCCAUCGAGCAGAAAGUUGUCCGACAUCGGUUGACACUUGGAUAGCUCUCUAUCUACAUUGUACCCACAACACCUGAGUACAUAGUUGUCUAAGUUGAGUUGAUCCGGCGAAACUUGGUCUAGUACUUGCUCUUCGUGUCGAGGCCGACCCUGCUGUUGCCC